AAGUGGGAUCGCUCGCCUCGUUUCCUCUGCGCCCCGGUGAAGAUGGUGAGACAGCAGACCACAGCGGCCAAGUGGGUCUGGAAGGUGAAGGCCAAGCGACGUUUGGUCUGGAAGGUGAAGGAACAGCCUCGCAGCAGCGCUCCCGUGUUGCUCGGCCGACUUGAGGACGCCGCUGCGAAGGCGGAGGUCAAGGCCAAGGCGGAGGAGACGAGAGUGGCGCAGAAGGACGUCCACGCGCCGGUGGACAUUGGGGACAAAGCUGACGAGGAUGCCGCUGCGAAGGCGGAGGUCAAGGCCAAGGCGGAGGAGACGAGAGUGGCGCAGAAGGACGUCCACGCGCCGGUGGACAUUGGGGACAAAGCUGACGAGGUGGCAGCCUCGAUGGAGGUGAUAAGGAGCCAGCUGGCUCAUUGCGAACAAGGGGGCGCGAUCCUUGCUUACAUGAGAGCGGCCUGUUGGCGGUGCGCGGCGCAGGACACACAGGAAGAGCAUGGUGGUGACAACAGCACCGAGGAGGAGGACAAGUCUGAUAUCGACGUCCUGGACGAAGGUGACGAGGAUCCAACAACCGCGGAGGACACAAAGGAGGAGGACGGCGGUGACAACAGCGCCGAGGAGGAGGACAAGUCUGAUGCGCCUGCCUCAGAAAUCCUCUUUUUGCCCGAGGGCUCGCUACAUCUUUCCGUUAAGGUCGACGUCCUGGACGAAGGUGACGAGGUUCUGAAGAGUCAGCUGGCUCAAGAUGAGCUGGGGUCCGCGAUCCUUGCCGGCAGCUUAGUCAGGAAGUGCUUGGGCUGGGUGGGACAUGAGGCCAAGCGACGUUUGGUCUGGAAGGUGAAGGAACAGCCUCGCAGCAGCGCUCCCGUGUUGCUCGGCCGACUUGAGGACGCCGCUGCGAAGGCGGAGGUCAAGGCCACGGCGGAGACGGGAGUGGCGCAGAAGGACGCCCACGCGCCGGUGGACAUUGGGGACAAAGCUGACGAGGCGGCAGCCUCGAUGGAGGUGAUAAGGAGCCAACUGGCUCAUUGCGAACAAGGGGGCGCGAUCCUUGCUUACAUGAGAGCGGCCUGUUGGCGGUGCGCGGCGAAGGAUCCAACAAUCGUGGAGGACACACAGGAAGAGCAUGGUGGUGACAACAGCACCGAGGAGGAGGACAAGUCUGAUGUCGACGUCCUGGACGAAGGUGACGAGGAGGACGAGUCUGAUGUGCCUGCCUCAGAAAUCGUCUUUUUGCCCAAGGGCUCGCUACAUCUUUCCGUUAAGGUCGACGUCCUGGACGAAGGUGACGAGGCGCGACUGGCCCAAGCGAGCCACGCCGCGAAAAGCCGCAGCCGAUCCGCGGUGCCAUGCUUGCUGAUCUUGGCAUGCCUGCUGUGGAACGUGGGGGAGCUGACCUUCGCGAGUCCGGCGGCACACUGGACCUCCGCGGAGCCCACGGCGCUCACCAAGUCCAGCGCCAGGACCUUGGCGCUGGGACAGCUGCCCCGUGACAACUCCCCAGUGACCACCUCGGCUGCGGCGGCAAGCGCCACCUUCUUCACCAAGGUCUUCGCGGCUGGUGCUCAGGGCGCCACGGCGGCUUUCGUGGCGGCGAUCCUCUCUGCCAUGGCCGAGCCACUGGUGAACCGCUUGCUGGUGAAGCGAAUGACGGUGGGCCAGGCCAUGAAGGAGAUGAACUUCAAGCUUAUUGCCAACUUCUUCUUGACGACCUUUCCCACCAACAUGCUGAAGUUCCCAGUGUUCGAGAUCAUCAACAUGGCGAUGACUUUCACAGCCUUCAGCCCUGGAUUGAGUGGAACGAUCAGUGGAUUCCUUUUCUGCACCGUCAUGCUGCCGGUGACCAACUACCGCUUCCGCAAGAGCAUGGGCUGGGAGAUCAAGCCGGCGCUCUUGUAUCAGGCCUAUGUGCCAACAGUGGCCCGCGACAUCAUCUAUGGCUUUGCGCGUGGCUGGGUGGCUGUCGUGGUAGCAGGUUUCUGCGCACCGACAUCCUUUGUGGGGCAGUCUGCCGUUUUCGCCUUCACUAUUUGGGCCGCAUGCAUCCUCUCCUCGCCGUGCAACGAAUGGAGAGGAUUCACUUUGCAGCCCAAGGACAAGAAGCUUUCUUUCGGUGAGUACUUCAAGCCCGUCAACUAUGCCCGCUCCACAGGCAUCGGCGCCACCAUCAUGGGAAUUGCCCUCUUCGUCGGCAGGCUGGUGACGCCGUACGCCGAGACGGCCUUCGCGUACUUCAAGGUGCACCCUCUGGUGGGUGUUGGCAUCCUGGCUGUCCUGGCGGGAGGCUUGAAGGUCAUCACUUCCGGGGAGGACGAGAAGGAAGAGAAGAAGGAGGAGAAGAAGGAGAAGACGGAGGAGAAGACGGAAGAGAAGGAUGCGGGUGACGCUUGA
Effrenium voratum is the source of this 2388-nucleotide messenger RNA. NCBI's taxonomy places the organism in Eukaryota, Dinophyceae, Suessiales, Symbiodiniaceae. The record is from the annotation of a GenBank genome assembly.